Molecule: messenger RNA, 1053 nt
Organism: Lathyrus oleraceus (garden pea)
Lineage: Eukaryota; Viridiplantae; Streptophyta; Magnoliopsida; Fabales; Fabaceae
Product: zinc finger BED domain-containing protein RICESLEEPER 3-like
Exons: 6
Coding region: 1-1053 (350 amino acids)
Molecular function (GO): DNA binding; protein dimerization activity
Source: RefSeq, a predicted model, not a curated record
AUGAAAAAAUUCAAGGAAUGCAUUAAACUCAUUGGCGGUAUAGAAACAUCGGCUGGUUUAUCUUACGAUGUUUCCACUAGAUGGAAUUCUACUUAUUUGAUGCUUCAAAGUGCAUUGAAGUACCAACGUGUAUUUGCAAGCCUUAGUUUUCAUGAUGAUAAUUAUAAGGUUUUCCCUUCCGAAGAAGAUUGGAAAAGAGGAGAUAAGAUAUGCACAUUCUUGUUGCCAUUUUAUGAGACAACAAACUUAAUUUCCGGAACGUCUUAUCCUACUUCCAAUUUGUAUUUUUUGCAAAUUUGGAAAAUUCAGUGUGUUUUGAUGGCAAGCAUCAAAGAUGAAGACACUCUUAUAAGAGACAUGGCUAAAAGAAUGAUGAUCAAGUUUGAGAAGUAUUGGAGUGAUUAUAGUGUGGUUCUUGCUCUAGGAGCGGUUCUUGACCCAAGAAUUAAGCUUACCUCUUUGGAAUACAUAUAUGUGUGGCAACCUGUUAUGAUGCUUGAUUCACCGGUUGAAAUGGAUGUGAUAUACUUCUUUUCCGAUAUUGCUAUACUCAUGUUUUUAGAUAUUGCUAUUACUCAUAUUCUAAAUAACAAUGUGUCCAUGGUUGAGGAUUUUGCUAAAGCUCUACUGGAUUUGAAAGCACACAAACAACAACUUGCAACAGAGACCGGAAAGUCUCAACUUGAUGUUUAUUUGGAUGAGGCAAGUAUGGAUUUAAGUUAUCAAAAUUUUGAUGACUUGAAUGUUCUUCAAUGGUGGAAGGAGAAUUGGAAUAGGUUUAAAGAGUUAUCUUUAUUUGCUCGUGAUUUGUUAGGCAUCCCUAUUACUACUGUUGCAUUUGAAUCUGCUUUCAGUAUUGGUUCGAUCAUUCUAAACAAAUAUAGAAGUCGCUUGUUGUCGAAGAAUGUAGAGGCAUUAAUUUGUACUCGCAGUUGGCUUCACGGUUUCAACAGUCUUGAUGUAGUGGGUGAUGAUGAAGAUAAUGAUGAUGGAAGCUUGGCGAAAAGUAUUACAACUGAAGCAUCAUAUGUUCAUGACGUAGAUGAAGAUUGA